Messenger RNA from Stegastes partitus (bicolor damselfish), 2583 nucleotides. It is a transcript of the gene dram1, whose product is annotated as DNA-damage regulated autophagy modulator 1. Gene Ontology annotation, biological process: regulation of autophagy. NCBI's taxonomy places the organism in Eukaryota, Metazoa, Chordata, Actinopteri, Pomacentridae. The record is from RefSeq and is a predicted model, not a curated record. Gene Ontology annotation, cellular component: lysosome. Bases 185 to 904 code for a protein of 239 amino acids. The transcript is spliced from 7 exons.
GUUACUGUAAUACUGUAUAUCAGCUUAUUGUCAGAGGCCAAGUUCACUGUUGUUCUCGGAGCAGCAUGUGACUGUCGGUAACAGACAGCGGACUGGUCCUGGACUUGGAUCUCUUCUUGUAUGACUCCUGUUGCUGCGCUUUUAACGAGUUUUCUGGGAAAGUUGCGCGUCAAGUCCGUGUGAGAUGUUGUGGUGGUUCACGCAGGGUGUGUGCGCGCUGCCAGCCUUUCUGGUCAUCUGGUCCUCCGGCACUUUCAUUAUUUCCUACAUUAUCGCGAUUGUCAGACACGAUGUGGAAAUCAUCUUCCCAUACAUAAGUGACACAGGUGCUAACCCUCCAGAAAGCUGCAUCUUCGGCCUCAUGACGUUCAUUGUUGCAUGUGCAGCAAUGGCCACCAUUUAUGCCAGAUACAAGUUUGUGGACAAGAUGAACGAGGACACCCGGGCGGUGAAUCAAAAACUCAAUCUAGCUGCUCUUUGGAUCGGGCUGAUCACCUGUCUAGGCAUGUGCAUUGUUGCUACCUUCCAGGAAACAACAAUGACAAUAGCUCAUGAUAUCGGAGCGGCGCUGUUUUUUGUUUCUGGUGUUUUAUACAUAAUCCUGCAGUCCGUUAUAUCAUAUCAAGCCUUUCCAUUCGGCGCCACCAUUACUGUGUGUUGGACUCGUGCACUCAUCGCCUCGAUUGCUGCUUUGGCAUUUUUCCCCACUGUCAUCUGUGCUGGUUUCGUGAAAAGAACCGACCUGCACAUGAAGAAGGACGACCCGGCUUACCCCUUCCAUGUGGCCAGCGCCGCAUGCGAGUGGACUGUUGCUUUCAGCUUCGUCUGCUUCUUCCUCACAUACAUUCAUGAGUUCAAAAUGUUCACCUUAGAAGUGAUAACAGAGCACGCGGAGCGGUCUUGAACAUUCUUGCAGCAGCAUGAGGAUGAAUACCAGUAUUUUAUGCGCGUUUGCUUUUGCAAAGCUUCAAUCGAUGGAUGUUUUUUAUAAACUGCAAGGCUUUUGUUUUUUUUACAACUAUGUAUUUUUGCCACUUGACUGAAGUUUUUGAGAGCAAAUCCAUUUUACACUGUUAUUUAUACAUUUCAAAUAUCUGGCUGUCGGUCAGCUGUAAAUGAUGGGAAGAAAAACUGACCAGAAUUUGUAUCUUUAUACUUUUUAUACUGUCGUUUUACAAGUGCAGCUACUGUUGUCUGUGCGGUCAAACGUCACUUUGCACUUUGCUCAGCUGUUGCCACACCAGCGUGACACAGAUCCAGCCAGACCUGUGACAACUAAUAUGAGAAGUUCAUCACACGGUCAACACAUGACCACUGCUCAUAAAUGAGAACGAUUCUGUUGAGCGGUAGUCCGGUCUUCAGAUGUCACACCGAUCACGUUCGCAUGUUAGAAUUUUUGAUUAGUGGUUUUCUUUGGAAAGCUCUUCUUGUGGGUACUCAAGUUCAGAUUUCAGUUCUGGUGCUUAUUGUUUAUUGCUCUAAAUGGUACCAGCGGAUGCCACUAAACGGUUCGACGGUGCAGCUACAGAUGUGAAUUUUCUCAUGUCUGCAGCUUAUGAACAGCUCAUGCAAUAGAAAUUAGCUCACUUAGUUCAUUAGUUUGCUUUGCACAACUGCCAAAUUGGAUUCCAGUAACAAAAUAAGCAGGAGCUGAUGCUUACGUAUGCUUUCCAACACAAAUGAAGGCUUUAUUUUUUUUUUUUUUUAAUCGUCUGCCUUAAAGCAGCAGCUCCACCUGUAUUCCCCUUUAACCAAUCACCUACUUGUCACGUGGCUUUAAGAUAAGAUUUAUUGAUUUAAAGGAAAUUCUGGUGUCAGAUAUUGCUCAGAAAAAGUACGAGAACAACUAGACUGCCUAGAUAUAGGUACGAUAAAACCUUCAAUCUUGACAUGAGUUUUGAGCAGUUAAACCAGAAUUCCUUAGUAUUUCAUAAGAAAAAAAACUAUAAUUUUAGAUAAACUAACAACAGGAAGGCUUUGUUUUGUUCAUUAUCUAUUCAUUGACCUUUUGACCUCAUAGAUGUUUCUGGAAUAUCGACGCUGCCUGGGUUUUGGAAACCGCUGCUUUAGAGCAAUCUGCCAGUACUGUGGCUGCUGUUUUGCUAUGAAACAAGUAAAAAUCACCAGAGACACUAGAAGAGAAAAAAAAAAGGGCACGAGGACAGGGAUUAAUACAUAAAACUCACUUGACAUGAGGGAACACAAAUAUGCUGUCUGGCUGCUUGAGAGGUUAAUUACCUUUACCGUGCCUGGAGAUAAGGAAUGUCAGGUCAACAUGCUGCAAAAAAGUUUUUUAUUAAAGCGCUGGCUGUUGCUAUUGGCCACGUUUAGUCUGCAUUAUUAGAUUUAAACCCAUGUAUUGGCUGGUAAUGACUGGAUCGGAGGCCAUUACUUUUGUAUGAUCCCUUCACUGUAAUGGACAUAGAUGAAUUCAGGUUAACAACCUUUUCACUACAGAUACUGGAUUUAUGAGGGAAAGUUCCACUGAAUGACUUUUGUACUUUUGCUUGUGACAUCAUGUACUGUACAGAUUACUUCCUGCUCAUGAGUUGAAGAAUAAAUCUGUUCUUUUUAUUUUUUAAA